GUCAAGACGAAAAGCACUGGAUAAGCAGCUGGAGCCGGGUCGAACUAACGCCUGCGAGCCCGCCUCCCUCCGCACCCUGAGCUUCCCCGGCUGACAGGCAGCUAGCGGCGGCUGUGGAAGUUUUUAAAAUGAAGAAGUUUAAUUUCCGAAAAGUUUUGGAUGGCUUAACUGCGUCCUCCCCUGGCAGUGGUAGCAGCAGUGGCAGUAACAGUGGUGGUGGGACUGGAAGUGGUUCCAUGCAUUCAGGAGGGACUGCAGGGGUUCUCAGAGAAGAGAUACAGGAAACCCUGACUUCAGAGUAUUUCCAGAUCUGCAAGACAGUACGGCAUGGUUUUCCUUAUCAACCCACAGCAUUAGCCUUUGAUCCAGUUCAGAAAAUCUUGGCUAUUGGAACAAGAACAGGUGCUAUAAGAAUACUCGGGAGACCUGGAGUUGAUUGUUAUUGCCAACAUGAAAGUGGUGCAGCUGUUCUGCAGCUCCAGUUCUUAAUCAAUGAGGGUGCUUUGGUCAGUGCAGGUUCAGAUGAUACACUUCAUUUGUGGAACCUUAGACAAAAAAGACCAGCUAUUCUUCAUUCUCUUAAAUUUAAUCGAGAACGAAUUACUUACUGUCAUCUACCUUUCCAGAGUAAAUGGCUCUAUGUUGGAACAGAAAGAGGAAAUACACAUAUUGUAAAUAUUGAAUCUUUCAUUCUUUCUGGAUAUGUUAUCAUGUGGAACAAGGCAAUUGAACUAUCCACAAAGACUCAUCCAGGUCCAGUUGUACAUUUAAGUGAUAGCCCAAGAGAUGAAGGGAAACUGCUAAUCGGUUAUGAAAAUGGUACUGUGGUAUUCUGGGACUUGAAAUCUAAAAGAGCUGAACUGAGAGUUUAUUAUGAUGAGGCUAUUCAUUCAAUUGAUUGGCAUCAUGAGGGCAAACAGUUCAUGUGCAGCCAUUCAGAUGGAAGCUUGACUUUAUGGAACCUGAAAAACCCAAGUCGUCCUUUCCAGACCACAGUUCCACAUGGAAAAAGUCAAAGAGAAGGAAGAAAAUCUGAAUCUUGCAAACCAAUUCUUAAAGUAGAAUACAAGACCUGUAGAAACAGUGAACCAUUUAUAAUAUUUUCUGGUGGACUGUCCUAUGACAAAGCUUGCAGAAGACCAAGUUUAACCAUAAUGCAUGGAAAAGCAAUUACAGUACUUGAAAUGGAUCAUCCUAUUGUUGAAUUUCUAACUUUAUGUGAAACACCCUAUCCGAAUGAAUUUCAAGAACCCUAUGCAGUUGUAGUACUUCUGGAGAAAGAUCUCAUUGUAGUUGAUCUGACACAGACCAAUUUUCCAAUCUUUGAAAAUCCAUAUCCCAUGGACAUUCAUGAAUCACCAGUUACUUGCACAGCAUACUUUGCCGACUGCCCUCCAGAUUUGAUUCUAGUACUCUAUGCUACAGGAGUUAAGCAUAAAAAACAAGGAUACAGUAAUAAGGAGUGGCCAAUCACUGGAGGAGCUUGGAACCUUGGAACACAAACAUAUCCAGAAAUUAUUAUUACUGGUCAUGCAGAUGGAUCAAUAAAAUUUUGGGAUGCUUCUGCAAUAACUCUACAGAUGCUGUACAAGCUAAAAACUUCAAAAGUGUUUGAAAAACAGAAGAUAGGAGAAGGAAAACAAACCUGUGAAAUUGUAGAGGAAGAUCCAUAUGCCAUUCAGAUGAUUUACUGGUGUCCAGAGAGCAGAAUAUUCUGUGUUUCAGGAGUCUCCGCAUAUGUCAUAAUUUAUAAAUUUAGCAAACAUGAAGUAACAACAGAAAUAGUGUCAUUAGAGGUUCGACUUCAGUAUGAUGUUGAAGACAUUAUUACCCCAGAACCAGAAACAAGUCCUCCAUUUCCAGAUCUCUCGUCUCAGCUUCCUUCUUCAAGGAGUCUUUCUGGGAGCACUAACACUGUGUCUAGUGAGGGAGUAACAAAGGACAGUAUCCCAUGUCUCAAUGUUAAGACACGGCCAGUGCGGAUGCCUCCAGGGUAUCAAGCAGAACUCGUUAUUCAGUUGGUGUGGGUGGACGGUGAACCCCCUCAACAGAUUACUAGUCUUGCUGUAAACUCAGCAUAUGGAAUAGUUGCAUUUGGGAACUGCAAUGGGUUGGCUGUGGUGGAUUUUAUACAGAAGACAGUACUGUUAAGCAUGGGGACCAUUGACCUAUAUAGAUCAAGUGACCUAUACCAACGACAACCACGGUCUCCUCGAAAAAACAAGCAGUUCAUUGCAGACAACUUUUGCAUGCGUGGCCUGUCUAACUUUUAUCCUGAUUUAACGAAACGGAUCCGUACCUCCUAUCAGAGUUUAACUGAGUUGAAUGACAGUCCAGUUCCCCUGGAACUUGAGCGCUGCAAGUCUCCCACUUCAGGACUUCCUACCAGAACUCCUGAGGCAGCACCAGGCUUUUAUAGGAAUGAGAUACCAGCUGUGAGACAGAGGAAUCAAGUACAUCACUUGCCAGAUCAUGUAAAUGGACACUGCACAAGUCCAACUUCUCAUAGUUGCAGUUCUGCAAAGCGUCUUUCUAGUGCUGAUGUUUCAAAAGUGAAUCGCUGGGGGCCUGGGAGACCACCAUUUCGAAAAGCACAGUCAGCUGCUUGCAUGGAGAUUUCUUUACCAGUUACAAUAGAAGAAAGCCGAGAAAAUUCCUAUAAUCGUUCUAGAAGCUCUAGCAUCUCCAGUAUUGACAAAGAUUCUAAAGAAGCAAUUACAGCACUAUACUUCAUGGAGUCCUUUGCUCGAAAAAAUGACUCUACCAUCUCCCCUUGUUUGUUUGUCGGAACUAGCCUGGGAAUGGUGUUGAUCAUCUCCCUGAACCUACCUUCAGCAGAUGAACAAAGAUUCACAGAGCCAGUCAUGGUAUUGCCAAGUGGUACAUUCCUGUCAUUGAAAGGAGCUGUGCUAACAUUCUCCUGUAUGGAUCGAACUGGUGGACUAAUGCAACCGUCAUAUGAAGUUUGGAGGGAUCCAAACAACGCAGAUGAAAAUGAGAAAUCUUGGAGAAGGAAACUGGUCAUGAACUGUCCCUCUCUGUCACAAGAAAUAGGAGAUCAUCAGUAUACGAUAAUCUGCUCAGAAAAACAAGCCAAAGUUUAUUCACUGCCUUCUCAGACUUGCCUUUAUGUUCAUAACAUCACCGAGACAUCUUUUCUACUGCAAGCAGAUGUAGUGGUCAUGUGUAACAGUGCCUGCCUGGCAUGCUUUUGUGCCAAUGGGCAUAUCAUGAUAAUGAGCCUACCUAGUCUCCGCCCAAUGUUGGAUGUUAAUUAUCUGCCACUGACAGACAUGCGGAUAGCACGGACAUUCUGUUUCACCAACGAAGGACAGGCAUUAUACCUCGUCUCUCCAACUGAAAUUCAGCGGUUAACAUACAGCCAGGAGAUGUGUGAUAAUCUACAGGACAUGCUGGGAGAUUUGUUUACUCCCAUAGAAACACCAGAAGCUCAAAACAGAGGUUUUCUAAAGGGACUGUUUGGUGGAAGUGGACAGACAUUUGAUAGAGAAGAGCUCUUUGGGGAAGCUUCAGCAGGAAAAGCGUCCCGCAGCCUAGCGCAACACAUUCCUGGGCCCGGUGGCAUCGAAGGGGUGAAAGGCGCUGCCGGCGGGGUGAUGGGAGAGCUGACUCGCGCACGGAUCGCACUGGACGAGAGAGGGCAGAGGCUAGGAGAGCUGGAGGAGAAAACUGCGGGCAUGAUGACCAGUGCAGAAGCAUUUUCCAAACAUGCACAUGAGUUAAUGCUGAAAUAUAAGGAUAAGAAAUGGUACCAGUUCUAAACUUCUAAAGAAGCUGGGGCUGCUCUGAGAAACCAUGAUUCAGGGAAACCAAAUCUUUUCCCAGCAUCACUAUCCGACUGCUAGAAGCCAGUUUCUUCUACAAAAUGUUCCAUUACAGUCCAUCUGAAGUUAUCAUAAGAGAGACUUAUCAGAGACACUGUACAACCGAAAGUCUGGAACCCUGGUUAGAAUCCCGAGGUAUGGCUGAAUUUGCCUUUUCCCACGUGGAUUGGAGGUAUCAUCUUGGCACAUUAUUUGCUAAGGAUUUAUAUUCAGGAACUACGGGGAGUUCUCCUGAUUUGAAAAAACCCUGUACAAACAAAAGCAUUAAUGCACUUAAUGAAAAAAAUCUUUGCAUGAUAAAUUAACAUCUUAAGAGGAAAAGAAAAAAAGCAUGUUGUGAUAGAAGAAAAAAAGAUUAAUGGUAAACUAUUUUUAUAAAAUGGGCCACACCUGACAGUUUUAAAAAUCUGCGUUAGAAAUUAUCAGUGCAUUUCAAGUACAUUUGUCAUACCCAACUGAAAAGGAAAAGAAAACAAAACCAAAUUUUCUUCUCAUCUCUAAUUUUAAUUAUACUAAAACAUUAUCAAAUUCUGAUGGCAAAAGUCUGACUAACAUUCCUCUCGCUCCAUAGUAUCUUACAUCGUUGAUAGUUCUCAGUCACAAUCAAGUAUUGCUGGUAUAGUAAAUUAUUUCUAACACAAUUAUUUCCAUUUCUAUCACUUUCAGGACAAGUUGCUAUUUUUAGCCACAAACCAUGCAGGGUUGGGACACCUCAAAGCAUUUUUUCAGCCCAGUUUUACUCUCUGCAAGGGAGUUGACUGACAGGUUUGGGGAAACUAGAUUACAAGAACAAUGCAGUUAGCUUUGAGAACUUAAUUCACACACUCUGGUUUGUUUCUAAAGUGAUACAUUUUUAAUGCUCCAUUUGUAUCCUUGUCUGCCAAUUACACAGUAUAUUACUGUUCAAACCCAGUGGGGUCUUCAAUCCAAAGGUGCUCUUGCAGCCUGACACAGACCAAACUGGUCAUUCUCUUUAGCAUGAUUCAGUAAAACCUCAGUUAAUGUUUUGGGAAAGAGAUUCCAAUUUAUUACAUUUCUGACUAACAAGGGCUUUCAUUAGAAAAUAAUUUUGGUUCAGUACUUAUUGAAAAUCUUUAUAAAAUAUGGCAGUGUUUUUGCUAUGCUGGCCUCAGUCACCAUUAUGUGCAACAGAAAUACACAGAAAGUUGAAUGAUACAAAAUCAGUAAUUUUGUUAUAAACCAGAGGAUUCUGUCAGUAAAUACCAAAUACCUUUUCCUUAUUAAAAACUGUUUUCAAAAUGAAAUAAAGAAUAUCCUUAACAGGGUCAAAGGCAUCUCUCAUAACUCAGCAGACAACUAGAGACAAAACAAAACAAACACACCUACUCUCUCUAUUUAACGUAAGUCUAGGAGUCAAAAGUAGAAAUCAAUAUAUGCUGAUGCUAGGACUCAUCCUAUAAUAUGUUGCUCCUUCAAAAAGAAUUUUUUUAAAGAAUUAAUGAGUUUGGUUUAUUGAAUUUCAAUUAAUCAAGAUCUUACUAGAUUUAUAUAUAUCUGUGUUUUAAGAGUCCACCAUUUUCCUAAAGGCCAGUUUAUUUUAAUAGCCAAAAUAGUAUUGAAUAUUUCUUGGGUUUUUUAGAUUAUUUUUUAUUUUUAGUGAAUUUGUUUGAAGUGGUACUUCCUUUAAAUAUUCUUACUAAUUUUGAGAAGAGCAGAGAUGUUUGAAAGAAGCAGCAAAUGUGUACCCAGAUGGCAUUUCUCAGUGUCCUUGAAUUCGCCUGAUUUCUCGUAAAACCUUCUCCAUGAAUAUCUCCAGACUCCUGUGAACAGCCUUGGGGUAACAAAACCUGACUUGGAAAUACAAUAUGAUUCAUAAAAUUAUAUGGUAAGAAUAUUAAAGAAACUGGAGACUAGGAUUUGGGAAACACUGAUAGUCAGAUUGCAGUGCAGUCUCAGUUUCAAGGACCCAGUUUUCUGAUUUUUCUGAAUAGAUAACUUAUCAUUUCUAUAUUUUUAAAAAAUGUUUAAAAAAUCUAAAAUGUUAGUUUAUUUUAGGAACAAUGAAACUCAGUUCAAAGUGGCAUUAAGUUCAAUGACUGUCUGUGAAGGCCCAGUAAGACGUGAGAUGACUUGUUCUUCACUAGGGUACUCCGCGGCGGGCUGCUCGCUGCACCCUCACUGCGGGGCGCUGUCCUUUCACCACAGCAUGUUCAGCAGCAUCCCCGGCCUCUGUGCACCAGACGCCAGUAGCCGCCCCUGAGUGAUGACGACCACGAACGUCUCCACCCAUUGCCCACACUGCUCCCAAAUGCGAGCCACUGUUCCACAUCACUUAAAGACAGGCUAAGUGUGAAUAUAUAAUAUAUGUCUUGUAUAAAAUUGAAUGUCAUAAGUGCACAGUGUCUUAACAAGAGAAAUUAUUAUACCCAAAAUUACAAGUGUGGUUCAAUAUGCAAUAAAAUGCUAUUUUGGAGAAAGCUUAUAUGAAUCAGUAGAAAAAUAACAGUUACAGAAUAUUUUAAAGCAUACAAAGAAAAUACCAAAAAGGACAAGAGAGUGUUUCACAGAAGUGCUUAAAACUCUGGCUUUAAUGAAUAGAUCAAAAGUUAGCACAACUGGAAGUAAACAGGUGCUUCUGAAAUGCUUGUAAAGAAGAGAUUCUUUUUAAAUGUGUCUUUCAAUAUUGUUUUUAUAAACCCUUUCAUAAUGUAAGGGUAACUUGAUCCCAUAAAUUCCUGAUUAGUGGAAUACAAAUUAAUGAGGUUUUACUGUAUCAAAAUUAUUUUUAUAAUUCAAAGAGAUAGCAAUAAUAAGAAUCUAAUGUGGAUGUGGUUUUUCUCUUUGAACUUUUCUAUUCCGUUGCACUCACCUUAGCACAUGCGUGAACGCGUACACCGCCCUCCUCCCAUCAGCAUCACCGUCAACACCACUGUCUUUGGCAAAUGAGUACUAUUGAUCCAUGUAAUUCUUUAAAUAUCUCUUAUCUACUCUUUAAAUGUCUUGCCUCUAUCUUAGAACAUAAGAAAAAUACUCUUAAUAACUUGGACAAUGAUUGAUAGAGAAAAGGACUCAGAGCCUAGUUGGCAUCAAAAUUACAUUCUGUCUGCCAAGGUAGCAUCAGAAAAUAAGGCUUGUAAACCACGGUCUCUACGGAUUGACUUUAUCUCCCUCUAACUCCUUCAGGUGAUGAGCCUUUCUUAUCCCAGGAGACAAUGGGCCUUUGCAUUCUGUUCAUCAGUGGGAAGGUAGACAUGUUUGUUUCUCUGGUUCUAAUAAUAAGCAAUAAUUCCUAUCCUGAAAUCAUCCAUUGACCCUGGGGUUUGGAAGAAAGAUGACUGAUUUAUCAUUUAUUUUAAUUCCUUACAAAAGCAGCACUACUGAUUUUGCUUCCUACAUAGACUACACUGAGACACAGACUUAGCAUCCCGGUCACCCUCACGGUCGUUGUCGGACCAGCUUUGGAAGGACAGCGACAUAGCUGAGUGAGAUGUUCUCCUGUAACUCAGUCACAGAGACAUUUUUCAGAUCUCAUCUAUAGCCUGUGAAUGAUUCUCAAGCUAGUAAAUCAGAAUCCAGGUCUCUAUUUCUCAAAGAUCUUCAGGGGGUUGCAAAGGAACACAUGCACAGCCAGAGUCCUUUCACGUGACCUACAUGUCUAGUUCUAAAGGUACCAUUUGUCAGCUACCUGCAUUAAGGGGGGACCAUUGCUUUGAACAAGGAAAAAAAAUGUAUGUGCCCUAGGUUGGUUGAAGAAAAUUAGGAUUAGCUCUUGGAGAAAUUGGUUGUAAGAUGUUUGGCAGAGGGAAAAGGAAGAGGGUCUAGAAAUGUAAACUAAAAAUCCUCUUCUUGGUUCAGGAUCGCUGGGAUAACCCAGGAGCAAACCCGUGAGAUUAUUCCUGCCCCUGUGGGCCCAUGUCUUAACUCGCCACUUUCAUUCAGAAGGGUGGUGCCACAGGGACUCAGACAGUCCUGUCAGGCUCUGCUCUGUGCCUGGGGGGAGAAACACGGCAGCCUUCACAGCGUCCUCCCCUCGGCCCUUUGUAGCCUGGGCCUGGUGUGUGACAAGGUACUCUGUCAUAUACACACUGCCCCCAGUGCCAGAGUACUUGCCAGGACAUAGUAUGCUGGGAUACCACCAUUCCGGGGAGCAUGGUCGUCAUGUAGCAGGAUUAGCAUAUAUAUUUACAGACAACAUAACCCUGAAAGGAUGAAAUGCAGACCAGGUGAGGUCUGACUUGGGAAGGGGAGAGAGGAAGUGCCGAUCUGAUGCAAGGAUGUGGGGGUGGGGAGGAACAUGGAAGCCGGAGUGGAGUGGAAAAGGCUUUGAUGAGGAACCACAAGCACUGAAAGGGUGCAUUUAUUUACAUAUUUAGGUAGGGAAGUGAUUUUCAACCUUGGCUGUUCAUAAGAAUCACCUAAGGAGCUUUUAAAAUUCCCAAUUAUAUCAAAAUCUCUGAGUGGGAGCCAAACAUCAGUAUUUUUGAAAGCCCCCAAUGUGGUUCCAGUGUCCAGCCAAACUGUAUAACCACAGUUUUAUGGCAGCUAAGGAGGCCCGUGAGUUCACCUUGGCUGGUGCCGGGGCCCCACUUCUGCGGGGUUCAGGGGAGGCGAGAUGUAGGAGAUACAGUGAUGGCUCGACUGCUAUUUAUUUUGUGUCACAACCCAAAACAAAUGUUCUGUGCAAACGCUGACCAGAUGGUGCCCCAUUAACUCUUAAUAACAACUCCUUGUGGUUUUCUCCUUUGUGACUUGACCAUUAAUUAUUCCAAUUCAAACAUCUAGGCUUUGAUUAUCUUAUACAUGUGACAUCACAGAACACCAGAAAUAGCAUAAAAAAUUCAGCAGCAUGUAAAGCUAAGUGGAAAACUAAUUCUCAAUAGUUUCUUAAUAGAAAUGCUCAAAACAAUCAUUUACUAAAUUAGGUCCAAAUUUAUUAUUCAUUCUUUGUUCAGAGGAGAAAUGAGUACCAGGUGCCUGUUCUGCGAUAGGUAUAUUUUCUUGAAUUUGAUCUCAGCGAGGAGGGAGAACAGCUCUUCCUUGAUUAUCGUCUUAGCUCCCAGGGCCACUCGGAUUCAUUUUCUUAGGAACUGGACUGUGUUUAAGGGGAGAAGAAUGCCUGUAACUCACUCUCUGGCCUCCAGUGCCCCUGAAAGAGUGCUCUCGCCUUCAAAAAGGGAGAGUCUGCCUGUCCGAGGCCACAACAGUCAGUAGGAAAAUUUGAGCAAGUCCUCUCCUCUCACACUGCUUCCCUCUAGUUUUGGCCCACCCUUCUCACUGCAAAGUCAGAAAAUAAAGUAGGUGGUGGUUUUGGACAAGUGUACGUACACAAGAUCAAAAUCUCUAAUAACCUAUAAUUUUUAGUACUUAAUUAUGUGAUGUUUUACUCUAGGAAAUAAGAAACCGAUGAUAUCAUUGAUGUAUCUUUCUUUCAUCCUCAGAAUUUUUGCAUCUUUUCAGAAAAUGACAAAUUACUAUUUUUCUGUUGCACUCAGCAAUUGUGACUAUACUUAAAAUUCUUGUAGUCUGUAGAGAUAUCAAUAAAAUUGUAUAUGUUUGUACAUAGAUGCUCUCUUAUGUUGUGAUGUCAUGAACUACUACUGAUUUUUGUCAAGAUUAAAUAUGGACAGAGGUAAGACCCUCAUUUACAAUACUGUGAACCAUAGUUUUACAAAGUAUAAUUGUUCUAAAAAGGCAGGGAGGUGGGUGGGGGAGCA
This is a messenger RNA of Phyllostomus hastatus (greater spear-nosed bat), 9520 nucleotides long. It is a transcript of the gene STXBP5L, whose product is annotated as syntaxin binding protein 5L. Gene Ontology annotation, molecular function: syntaxin binding; myosin II binding; GTPase activator activity. The record is from RefSeq and is a predicted model, not a curated record. Gene Ontology annotation, cellular component: SNARE complex; plasma membrane; cytoplasm. Lineage: Eukaryota; Metazoa; Chordata; Mammalia; Chiroptera; Phyllostomidae. The transcript has 29 exons. Bases 129 to 3782 code for a protein of 1217 amino acids. Gene Ontology annotation, biological process: regulation of exocytosis; regulation of protein secretion.